CGUCUGCGCAUCGGCUUGCUGCUACUUUAAGAAGGUCCGUGUAACUGCUCCGAAAAAUCUUUUUAUUUAUUAAGACAAGUUUGGCUCACUUAUUAAAGUGGGUGCCAUGGAGCCUGCCUGGCUACCUCAGGGCAGGGGGCGAGGUCGGAACCAUAGUCAAGUGGAAAAAUCACGACCCCAGCGCAUGGCACCAGGGAGGCCAGGCAGUGCUGGAGAAAGAGGAGGAUCAAGCAGAAAGAUGGCAGUCCCAUCAGAAGGUGUUGCCGUUCAUACUAAGUUUGAGGAGAUCCGGAAGUCUGACCAGGCGGCUGCGCAGCGACUGAUGGAUAGCCGGUUGAGCUCCUCGUCCUCCGACGAUGAUGAUGAAGAUGCAGAGGCCGACCACAAGGAUGCGAAGAGAGGACAGAUACUGGAGUCUACCUUCACCACUUACACUGACCAGACAGGUGGAGAUGCCACAGGUCUGCUCAGAACUGGCCAGUAUGUCAGCGAGCUCUUUCAGUCAGGAGCGCUUACCUGCCUCAUCUGCAUCGCCUCUGUCAAGAGGACCCAGGCGGUGUGGAGCUGCUCCAGCUGCUUCUCCCUCUUCCAUCUUCCAUGUAUCCAAAAAUGGGCCAGAGACUCUGCUUUCCUAGUUAGCUCCGUCACGGAUGAAGACUUUGGACACAAGCAGCACCCAUGGCCCUGUCCUAAGUGUCGAGCAGAGUAUCCCCACAGUGCCACGCCCACCAAGUACACGUGUUACUGUGGGAAGCUUCAGGACCCUCCACCUGAUCCGUGGCUAGUUCCUCACUCGUGUGGCUCUGUAUGUCAGAAGGAACUGAAACCUUCUUGUGGACACGCGUGUCUUCUACUCUGUCACCCUGGUCCUUGCCCACCUUGUCCAAAGAUGGUGUCUGUUUCCUGUUUGUGCGGCAAAGCAAAGCCCCUCCCACGUCGCUGUAGCAGCAAGGCCUGGUCGUGCCAGAAGCCAUGCGGACGGCGGUUACUAUGCCAACAACACACUUGCUCACAGCCGUGUCACUCAGAGUGCCCCCACUGCCCCAGAGUCAGCCUUCAGAAGUGUGUGUGUGGACGACAAGAAUCCCAAAGACCUUGCGCUAGUCCUAAGUGGAACUGUCAGAAUGUGUGCGGUGUCCUUCUCUCCUGUGGAAAUCACACCUGUGAGCUGGUGUGUCAUGACGGACUUUGCCCCCCUUGUCCUCGCUCGCUUAGCAGAUCAUGUCCAUGCGGCAAGACCAAGUGGUCCCUGCCGUGCACAGAGGAAAUCUCACUGUGUGGGGAUACGUGUGACCGCCUUCUAACAUGUGGAAAACACACCUGCACUAUGAGGUGUCACCGUGGGAAUUGUGACACCUGCAGACAGGAGGUGGAGAAGGAGUGCAGGUGUGGGAAAUACAGGAAGUUGCUGGCGUGUCACAAAGAGUAUGUGUGUGAGUCCAAAUGUUCAAAGAGUAAAAGCUGCCAGAAACAUCAGUGUAGGAGGAAGUGUUGCCCUGGCAACUGCCCCCCCUGUGACCAGAACUGUAGUCGAACUCUGGGAUGUCGCAACCACAAAUGUCCAUCUGUCUGCCACCAAGGAAGUUGUUAUCCAUGUCCAGUGACAGUGGACGUCAGGUGCGCAUGUGGCGCUACCUCCUUGACGGUCCCGUGUGGACGAGAACGGAGUACCAAGCCUCCCCGCUGCAAAGAGCUCUGCAGGUGUCCUCCCUCCUGCCACCACACGUCCAGAGAACGCCACCGCUGCCACCCGGGGCUCUGCCCACCAUGUACACAGCCCUGCCUCCUGCCUCUGGUUGGCUGCUCGCACACGUGCCCGCAGCCGUGUCACGACCGAGUUCUGGUUAAGUCUCAGCAGGUGCAGUUGUCUGGACCAUGGCAGCAGCCAUCAGAACCAGCAUUUGUGACCAAGGCCCUGCCCUGCCCCCCUUGUCAAGUCCCAAUACCAGUGUCCUGUUUUGGAGAACAUGAGGUCAGCCCGCUGCCGUGUCAUCAUCGUGGACGUUUCUCUUGCAAAAGACCCUGUGGACAACCUCUGACCUGCGGAAACCACACCUGCAGCAGGGAAUGUCACCUGGUUACCAACAACGACAAGUGUGGGGAGUGUGAGGAGAGCUGCUCGAAAUCCCGCCCACCUCUUUGUCCUCACACCUGCCCACUCCCCUGUCACCCUGGGGGCUGUCCCCCCUGCAGCCAGAUGAUCCGCCAGCGCUGCUACUGUAAGAUGAGCGUACUUUAUGUGGAGUGCACAAAAAUUACGUCAGCUGAUGGUGACAUGAGAAUGGCGAUGGGUUCGUGUGGUAACCAGUGUCCCAAAGAGCUCAGCUGCAACCAUCGCUGCAAGCAGGUGUGUCAUCCAGGUGGGUGUGAGGUCAAAUGUCAUCAGAAGGUAAAGCUGCGAUGUCCUUGCAAGAGGGUGAAGAAGGAGAUACCUUGUGCGCUGUCAUCAGAGUAUGUCGUUGAGUGUGAUGACACCUGCAAACAACAGCAAAAGAAAGUCAGCCAGUUGAAGGAGGUGGAGCAGAAAGCAGCAGAGGAAGAGGAGCAAAAGAAAUGUCAGGAUGAGCUGGAGGCGUUCACCAAACGUCAGCAACGAGGAGGUCGCAGGAUGAAGAAGCGAGGCAGGCAAGAGGACACUGAGAACCAAGGUGGGAGUGCAAGGUGUUGGAGGGGCUUGGCCUUUGUCCUUGUGCCACUGGGUGGAGCGCUGCUUUCAGUCGCUGCUUAUUUCCUAUUGAACAGCUGAUGCUGCAUGUCAAAUGAUACUUUUAAAUAAAGUUGAGUGUGAAAACUA
Messenger RNA from Nerophis lumbriciformis (worm pipefish), 2794 nucleotides. RefSeq names its product nuclear transcription factor, X-box binding-like 1 (gene nfxl1). Gene Ontology annotation, molecular function: DNA-binding transcription factor activity, RNA polymerase II-specific; RNA polymerase II transcription regulatory region sequence-specific DNA binding; zinc ion binding. Gene Ontology annotation, cellular component: nucleus. NCBI's taxonomy places the organism in Eukaryota, Metazoa, Chordata, Actinopteri, Syngnathiformes, Syngnathidae. Gene Ontology annotation, biological process: regulation of DNA-templated transcription. The record is from RefSeq and is a predicted model, not a curated record.